This is a messenger RNA of Eleginops maclovinus (Patagonian blennie), 2030 nucleotides long. RefSeq names its product GTP-binding protein 10 (putative) (gene gtpbp10). The record is from RefSeq and is a predicted model, not a curated record. Gene Ontology annotation, cellular component: mitochondrion. The coding region runs from base 95 to 1228 and encodes 377 amino acids. Lineage: Eukaryota; Metazoa; Chordata; Actinopteri; Perciformes; Eleginopidae. Gene Ontology annotation, molecular function: GTP binding; magnesium ion binding; GTPase activity. The transcript has 10 exons.
GAGGAACUCACACUUCCGGUCCUUCAUACAAACACAUGUGAACUAGCCGCUAGCUUAGUCAACAACACAAAAGGGGCAAUAAACGCCACUGAAGAUGGUCCAGUUAAGUAGAAUCAUCUUCCGGAAAUAUGGAAACCUUGUGGAUAACUUACGUUUGUACGUCCGUGGAGGCAGUGGGGGCAUGGGUCUUCCCCGUCUUGGGGGACAUGGAGGAAACGGGGGAGAUGUUUGGGUGGUGGCUUCAAAAAAUGUGACCUUGAAGAGGAUCAAGGACAAGUACCCCCAGAAACGUUUUUUGGCUGAAGCAGGAGCCAACAGCAGUGUCCGAGCACUGAAAGGAGAGAGGGGGAAGGACCAGGAGAUCUUGGCUCCUGUUGGUAUCACAGUCACCGCUGAUGAUGGCAAAAUAAUUGGUGACCUGAAUACUGAGGGCGAUCGUCUGAGGGUGGCAAAAGGAGGAUACGGAGGCUCCUUCCACUCAGCAUUUGAGCCCACUAAGGGUCAGAUCAAACAGAUACGGCUGGAUCUCAAACUCAUCGCUGACCUGGGACUUGUUGGGUACCCAAAUGCAGGGAAGUCCUCUCUCCUGACUGCCAUGUCUAAUGCAACACCUCAGAUUGCCAACUAUGCUUUCACAACUUUGAGGCCGGAGAUCGGCAAACUGAUGUAUAAAGAUCACAAACAGAUUUCUGUAGCUGAUCUGCCAGGCCUGAUUGAGGGAGCUCACAUAAACAAAGGCAUGGGCCACAAGUUUCUCAAACACGUGGAGAGGACCAAGCAGCUCCUGUUUGUGGUAGAUGUUUCUGGUUUCCAGCUGGCAAGUAAAACACCGUUUAGGUCGGCCUUUGAAGCUGUUCAACUUCUAACCAAGGAGUUGGAGUUGUACAAAGAGGAGCUUGUUUCAAAGCCUGCUUUACUGGUGGUGAACAAAAUGGACGUGCCUGACGCUGAGGACAAAUUCACAGAGCUGAAGGAGCAACUACAAAAUCCAGAUGAGUUCUCUCAUAUGUUUCCUGAGGACAUGAUACCGAAGACCUACAUGACCUUCAGACACGUGGUUCCUGUCUCUGCACUCACGGGGUUCGGUAUCGACCAUUUGAAAAGUUGCAUCCGGGAAUCCCUCGAUGAAGAUGCUGCAAUGGAAACCAAAGCCGUCCAUCAACAGAGACUGCAGACACUGAGGCACAACCCACACUCGUCUUUAGAGAAGAACAUGGGCAAAAUGUAACACAUUUCAGCUGGACAAUUACGGAUGGGUCGCUUCCUAAAAAAGUUUCAAACUACAUGAACGUCAACACCAGGCAAACGGGGUGUCAUGAGAAAAGACCAGUGGAAACAGAAAGUGCAGCUUUCACUGUCCCUGGGAGUGAUAGCAGAGGAUUUUCUCAACCACGGACGCAGCCAAAACAUCAAAUGUUAUGAGGCUCAGAGUUGAUCUGUUCUUUGAAUAUUUGCUUGUGGGUCGGAGGUUAUCCAAAUCCUAUCUCAGUCAACAUGGUCCAUCUGUAUUCAGAAAUGAUGCAACAGAUUUAUAUACUUAACCAUUCAAAGAAUGUUGACCAAGCAAAUGCAAAAGCAGCACCAUGUUUUGUGCCAGAUACUUUUAAUAGAACAUACCUCAAAGACAGAAAAGACCUACCAGCUCUUUUGCAUUUCAUCAGAUUGCUCACAUAGAUCAAGUGUGUAUUUAUUUGUAUUGGUGUGUUUCGUCGGGAUGCACUGAUCCAACUCUCCCGUUACUGAUCCACAUACCUUAAUUGUGGUUGUCUUCCAAAACAGAGUAAGGAUCAGAUAAUAGUGCUUUUUUUUCCCCCUCCCAAGUUUAAAUUAUUUGAACUAUAAGUAACAAGAGCCCGGGUGUUGUUGUGGCGUCAAAUCUGAACCUGCUAUACCUGAAUGAAUGUUAGGAAGAGAGGAAAGCUGAACCUUAGUUAGCUUAAGCAGUGGAUCAGUCACGUCUGGUCAUAUCUGGUCACCAUUGGAUCAGCGCAUCCUGUUAUUGUUUAAUACAAAUAAAUGAAUGAAGCAAG